Molecule: messenger RNA, 4686 nt
Organism: Eublepharis macularius
Lineage: Eukaryota; Metazoa; Chordata; Lepidosauria; Squamata; Eublepharidae
Gene: CPNE1
Product: copine 1
Exons: 16
Coding region: 95-1699 (534 amino acids)
Biological process (GO): regulation of canonical NF-kappaB signal transduction; positive regulation of tumor necrosis factor-mediated signaling pathway; cellular response to calcium ion
Cellular component (GO): plasma membrane
Molecular function (GO): calcium-dependent phospholipid binding
Source: RefSeq, a predicted model, not a curated record
AGGUGGUGGAGCUGGGCGGCCAUUUUGUGGUGCUGCUCGGUCGCUGGCGCUGGCCUCAGCGCGGGAAGCGGGGCCCGAGUGACGAGUUUAACAGAUGGCUCACUGCGUGACCAAGGUGGAACUGUCCAUAUCGUGUGAUAAUCUCAUUGAUAAAGAUGUUGGCUCAAAAUCUGAUCCUCUCUGUGUCUUGCUUCAAAAUGUUGGUGGAGACCAGUGGAGUGAAUUGGAUCGAACUGAGAAAAUAAAGAACUGCCAGAAUCCUCAGUUUUCAAAGAAGCUACUGAUUGACUAUUAUUUUGAAAAAGUGCAGAAUCUGAAAUUUGGAGUAUAUGACAUUGAUAACAAAUCCUAUGACUUAAAUGAUGAUGACUAUCUUGGAGGGGUUGAGUGCACGUUGGGACAGGUUGUAUCAAGUAAAACAAUCACUCGACCUUUAGAACUGAAGAAAGGAAAACCUGCAGGAAAAGGCACCAUUACGAUUUCUGCAGAUGAGAUUAAGGACACCAGGGUUGUGUCUAUGGAAGUUGAAGCUCGGAAUUUGGAUAAAAAGGAUUUUCUGGGCAAAUCUGAUCCAUUUUUGGAGUUCUAUAAACAGAGUGACAGUGGAAAGUGGCAGCUUGUCUACCGCUCAGAGGUGAUCAAGAACAAUCUAAAUCCUUGCUGGCGAAAGUUCAGUGUCCCUUUGCAGACACUUUGUAAUGGCGACUUCAAUACACCAAUCAAGGUGCACUGUACAGAUUAUGAUAGUGAUGGGUCACAUGAUUUGAUAGGCAGUUUUGAAACUAACCUAUCCCAACUACAGAAGGCAGGUGGCAGCUCUCCGGUAGAAUUUGAGUGUAUUCACCCUGAAAAGAGAAAAAAGAAAAAGAGCUAUAAGAAUUCUGGCAUUGUUAGGGUGAAAUCCUGCAAGAUUGAAAUAGAAUAUUCUUUCCUGGAUUACAUCAUGGGAGGCUGCCAGAUAAAUUUCACUGUGGGUGUAGAUUUCACUGGCUCCAAUGGCGAUCCAAAGUCUCCAGAUUCUCUUCACUACAUCAGUCCAAGUGGAAUAAAUGAAUAUCUCACUGCCAUCUGGACUGUGGGGAAUGUGGUCCAGGAUUAUGACACAGAUAAAUUAUUCCCUGCCUUUGGGUUUGGAGCUCAAGUUCCUCCGGACUGGAAGGUGUCCCAUGAGUUUGCACUGAACUUUAACCCUACAAAUCCCUAUUGUCAAGGAAUCCAAGGAGUUGUGGAUGCCUAUCGCCAGGCACUGCCUCAGAUACGUCUCUAUGGGCCAACAAACUUUUCUCCAAUCAUAAACCAUGUGGCUAGGUUUGCUGCUCACUCUGCUCAGCAAAAUACUGCUUCUCAAUACUAUGUCUUGCUGAUAAUCACAGAUGGGGAGAUCACUGAUUUGGACCAAACCCGGGAAGCCAUUGUUAAUGCCUCCAAGCUGCCCAUGUCUAUUAUUAUCAUUGGAGUUGGCAGCGCAGAGUUCAAGGCCAUGGAGUUCCUGGAUGGAGAUGAUGGUGUCUUAAAGUCCUUGACAGGACAGCCAGCAGCACGAGACAUUGUCCAGUUUGUGCCUUUCAGAAAGUUCCAGAACGCUCCUCAGGAGGCUCUUUCCCAGACCGUCUUGGCUGAAGUUCCUAAGCAACUGGUGUCCUACUUCAAGAUGGUUGGUCUGGCCCCUGUGAAGUCAACUGUAGAAAAACAAACAUGAGCAAAGGCUUUUGUUUUCAUUUACAAGAGGAAGAAAGAAUCUUGUCUCUGCAAUUCUCUAAUCAGCAAAUAGUCCUAUUCUUUUGGAAAUGUCUUGUAACUCAAGUUAUCUACAUAUAUCAGGAAAAGAUAUAAUUGCAGGAAAUACAUUAUUAGUGCUCUUGGCUAUCUGGAAAAUGAUGAGCAUCUCAGAUCACAUAUUCUGGCCAGAAAUGUUUGCAUUCUGCACACUUGCACAUGCUGUGUGGCCAGGGCCAGAUUAACCACUUUAGGAUGAUAAGGUUUUAGGACCUCCAUUUCCCAGCUCAGCUACAAAAUUCACUGGAUGACCAUGGGCCAAUCACUGUCUCUCAGCCUAACCUGUCGGACAGGGUUGUUUUGAGGAUGGCCAGGGUUGAGAAUCCAUGUGAGCCCCCUAAGCCCAUUAAAGGAAUGUAAUAAAGCCAUUUUAAAAAAUGGAAGACAGAGUCAAUAAGGCACUUUAAAUUGUAGUAUGCAAAAAUGCCAUUUAGUAGUAUGGCUUUUGAGGUCUAACAUGUACACAGCAGAAGCAGUAUCAUGUCAUUGCAUACACUCAGGGAUGGCUCUGAAUGAGGAGACUUUAGGCCUUAAUUUAUUUAGGACUCAAAACAAAAUAGCUUCUUCUGUACAAGCUGUCCUCUCUAGGUGGAAGUAGCUGUUGCCCUGCAGUCUUUGCACAAUUGCACCUUAAGGAGACAGUAUCAUCUUACAGUGAGGUCAUAAAGGAUGUGGUAGGACUUGCACAAUGCUGCUUUAUCUCCAGAUGGCUCCUAGUCUUGGUCCUCCUUUCUCACAAUGCAGUCCUAUGCAGAAUAGCUCUAUAUGGGAUUGCACUGUUAGUGGUCCGUGUCUCCUUCCAUUGUUUUUGAAUUCAGUACAGCCCUUCAUUGAAUAUUUUGAAAGUAAUAAUAAUCACUCUUACGUAGGUUAAUAGAUUUACGGCAUUUGCAUUACUUUUAUUGUAGAAUUGUUACAUUUUUGUGCAGAAUAAGUAUCAUGGCCACCUAAAUUAUGAGAACCAUCAUGCAUAUCAAUUAUAUAGUAGCUGUACAUUGAUGCCAUUCACUAAGAAAUGCAGUCUUGCAGUUGUUUCCUCUAAUUUGAUAUAUAUUGGAAAUAUAGAUAAAAUAACUUUCCUAUUAUAUAUGCAUAUAUUACACCACUUAGAUGCUGCUGCAUAGUUUCUUGUGUCUUUUACUAGAAGGAGAAGCUUUGCCUCUCUUGAUAUACACCAAAGUAUCUUCUAUUGUAAUUUCUGUUGUGCCUUUAUGAUUCCGCCAAGGAUUUUUUUAAGUUCAUUUUUUUUUUACAAAGAAACUUUAAACUUCUGUUCUAAAAAUGAAAUGCAAAUCAAUAUUUUCUUAUUCUGGUGCUGUUUACAUUCAAAUCCAUAAUUAUUUUCCAAGGACAUUUUGGUCAGUGUGUUUCAAGCUGGGGGCAGUGCACUAAAUGAGACAGUGGAGAUCAAAGAGUGUGAUUCCCCAAUUUAUGUGAUUCUCCAAUUUAUCAGCUGGAAAUUGAUAAAUGAAUGUCUGGCUCUUGUUUUGCUUAAGCACUUGCUGUAACAAUUAUCUCUGGACAUCAAGGAAUGAACUUUAUUGUAUUAACUCUUACCCUGCGGCUUUAUUUGUGUCACCUGUUUUAUGAAAUAAGGCCUGGACAGGAUAGAAGAACUUCAUGAAGCAAAGUUAGUGUCUUUUGUCGUAGAUUUCCAGCUAUAUUUUUGGAAAAAGCAUUCCACUUUUUAAUCAGUUGCCUACCUUUAUUUUUUGGAAAUGUUCACUUUAACAUAGAGUAUAAAAUCUGUUAGAAUUAGAAGAAAUAAUAUAUUGAGAAUGUUAAUGUUUAAUUGCACCAAAUGUUGAUAUUUUGCCAAAAUACCAAAUUCUGUUAAGGUUAAAUCUCUACAUAGAUUUUAUGCAGAACAAGAAGUCAGAGAUCAUCUGAAGCUCCUGUUUGAUCCAUAUAGAAGAAUUCUCCCAUUCAGCAAUUCGAUACAUCACCUUGGGUGUCUCAAAUUUUUCAGAUGCUUAAAUUACAAAUUAAUCAUUUUGUUGUCAAGCCUUGGGGUUGCAUUGUCGUCAUACAGUGAAUCUUGCAAAAAACCCUUGAAAAAAGAAACUGUUUACAGUAUAAUUUCUGAUGAGAUAUUUCUGUUCAGGUCAUUCAUUCUGGUCUACAAAUAUACCAGAAUGAGGGUUUCUAAAUAAUGUUGUGAAUUGGAUUUCUAGGUAUUAGAAUGGGCUCUGCUGAUUCAGACUACAGGGUAAGGAGCAUUCAGCAUCUUUAGCGGCACCCUUGCAUAAUACAAAAACUCCAUGCAAGUAGAAAAUUAGCACACAAAGGAGCAAGCUGGGCUAGAUCUUUACUCUCAGCUGAGGUAGCUAGGGUACAGCUUUUUAAAAAAAAUUAAAAUGGGAGGCACAUUUUAUUCAAUAUGUAGAGAGAGAAGAGUAUAUUUCAGCCAGUUUCUUGACAAUUCCGCUAUCUUACUUCUUGCAAUUACAGGAAAGUACAGUUAAUAUUGUCUUCUGGCAUCCUGAUCUCCCUUUGCCCCAAUGCAACUAUGGGUUGGAUCUAACCAAUUUUUCUGCUUGCAAAAAGAAACAAGAGGCCCUCGUUGGCCAUUAAAAACAGCUAUGCUUAAAAUCAUGGGACUUACAUGCAUAAAAGUCAAGCGCGACAAGGGCUGUAGUAAGAAGGAAUUUCACAAGAUGGAGUGAAAAAGUUUGCUAGAUCCAACAUUGUAUCUGGAAAUGCACUUGAUCAAAUUGGAAUGAGAGUCAUUAAUUAGGGGGAUGAUAGUAUGUGUGUGAAUGAGUAGGACUGUCCAUGCGUGUGUGUGCGUGUGUUUAAACACAGCGCCAAUCUAUUGCACUGUUUGAUUUGGGUGACUGAUGGAGAAAUAAAAUAAUCUGGUUUUCUUGUGUAGUGCAAAUUCGAUUAAAAUCUCUCAUUAAACUUCAA